AUGAAGCAAGAUUUUUGCUUUCUUGAUGUUGAUGAAGAUGAAGAAGAUGCACAGGCAGUACAACCAAGUUCUAAAGAAAGCAAAAAGCAAAGUUUGACUUCGACAGAGGAGAUUGUGAGUGGUAGUGUUAAAGGGCCAAUGAACCUCUUUAUUACGAAGAAGAAAACCAAAGGGGGGAAAUUGAGGCAAACAAGCAUAAAUGAUGCAUGUGACAAAGAGCUUAGAGAUCGAACAGUUCAAAAGAUAGCCCGUUUCAUGUAUCAAGCUGCGAUUUCUUUCAAUGCUGCCCAUUUAGAUAGCUUCAAGGAAAUGAUUGAAGCCAUAGGUCAGUAUGGGCCGAAUUUGAAACCACCAAGUUAUCAUGAAUUGAGGGUACCCCUUUUACAGAAGGAAAUUGUCUACACAAAUGAGUUGUUGAAAGAAAACAAAGAUGAAUGUGAGAAAUAUGGUUGCUCAAUUAUGUCUGAUGGAUGGACUGAUAGGAAACAGAGGACAUUGAUCAACUUUUUGGUUAAUUCACCCAAAGGAACAAUGUUCUUGGAAUCUGUGGAUGCAUCCGCCCAUGUCAAGACUAGAACCCUACUAUAUGAGUUGCUUGAUAGAUUUGUAGAACGUGUGGGGGAGAAAAAUGUUGUGCAAGUGAUUUCAGAUAAUGGCAGCAAUUAUGUUUUAGCUGAGGAUAUUGGAAAAAUUGAGGUGGUUCGAAAGACUAUUUCUAGAGCAAUUGCUCUUGUUGGCUUUAUUUACAAUCAUGGAAGUGUUUUGCACAUGAUGAGAGAAUGUACUGAAAAUAAGGAGCUGGCAAGACAUGGAGUCACCCGCUUUGCUACUACAUUUCUCACUUUUCAUGCCUUCUUUUUGGAAUAA
Molecule: messenger RNA, 867 nt
Organism: Zingiber officinale
Lineage: Eukaryota; Viridiplantae; Streptophyta; Magnoliopsida; Zingiberales; Zingiberaceae
Exons: 2
Coding region: 1-867 (288 amino acids)
Source: RefSeq, a predicted model, not a curated record